Molecule: messenger RNA, 1541 nt
Organism: Podarcis raffonei (Aeolian wall lizard)
Lineage: Eukaryota; Metazoa; Chordata; Lepidosauria; Squamata; Lacertidae
Gene: MBD3
Product: methyl-CpG binding domain protein 3
Exons: 7
Coding region: 165-1046 (293 amino acids)
Molecular function (GO): DNA binding
Source: RefSeq, a predicted model, not a curated record
GGACCUUGCAGUCGCCAGCAGCAGCUGCAGCAAGCAAGCAGAACCAAGCCGAGCCAAGCACCGCUGCAACCCUGGCAGGGCGAGACCACGGAUCUGCCAGGCAGGCAGGAGCCAGAGGAGGAGGAGGUGGCUGGGCCGAGGCCGAAUCCGACCCGCCGGGCCUCAUGGAAGCGAUGGAUCGGAAGAGGUGGGAGUGCACAGCUCUCCCGCAGGGAUGGAAAAGGGAAGAAGUGACCAGGAAAUCGGGGCUCUCCGCUGGCAAGAGUGAUGUCUAUUAUUAUAGCCCAAGCGGGAAGAAAUUCCGGAGCAAGCCGCAGCUGGCCCGUUAUCUCGGCAACUCCAUGGACCUGAGCACCUUCGACUUCCGGACGGGAAAGAUGCUGAUGAGCAAAGUGAACAAGAACAGGCAGAGGAUGCGCUAUGACUGCUCCAGCCAGGCCAAGGGCAAACCCGACCUGAACACGGCGCUCCCCGUCCGGCAGACGGCGUCGAUUUUCAAGCAACCCGUCACCAAAAUUACAAACCACCCAAACAAUAAAGUCAAGACGGACCCCCAAAAGGCAGUCGACCAACCCCGCCAGCUCUUCUGGGAGAAGAAGCUCAGUGGCCUGAACGCCUUUGAUAUCGCAGAGGAGCUGGUGAAAACCAUGGACCUCCCAAAAGGUUUGCAAGGCGUGGGGCCUGGCUGCACCGACGAGACCCUCCUCUCCGCCAUCGCCAGCGCCCUCCACACCAGCACGAUGCCCAUCACUGGGCAGCUCUCGGCCGCCGUGGAGAAGAACCCCGGGGUCUGGCUCAACACCUCCCAGCCCCUCUGCAAAGCCUUCAUGGUGACCGACGAGGACAUCAGGAAACAGGAAGAACUCGUACAACAAGUGCGAAAGAGGCUGGAAGAAGCUCUGAUGGCAGACAUGCUGGCUCACGUAGAGGAGAUUGCGCGGGACGGCGAGGUGCCCGAGGAGAAGGCCCUGGGGGACGAAGACGGGGAGGAGGAGGAGGAGGAGGAAGAGGACGUGGAUCGCGGGCCAGAGGUGGAGAGCGUAUAGUCCAGGGAGUCCCCCUUGAGAAUCCUAGCCUUUCCUCGCCCCGCGAAGAGGCGAGCUUCCGCCGGACAGCGUCGCAUGUCGUCUCCGCAGCCGUCUGGAGAUGCCUUCAGCCUCCGGCCGUCUUCAGCCUUUAUUUGCCGGAUACUUGAGAAUCCAGUGGCUCAGUAGAUCCUGGGUAGCUUGAAGAUGGACUUUACUAAAACCCGUACUCUUUCUCUCUCUCCUCUCUCUCAACCCCCUGUACCCCAAUUGUAAUUUCCUCAAGUGUUAACAGGGAAGGAACGCAGAGAAACUGCAAACGUUAACUGCUCCGUCUUUCAUUUCCAGGGCGCAAGGAUGCAAUUUGAGCCUCUUCCCUGGUUGUUGGUUUUCUAUUAUUAGGUAGCACACACGUACCCAAACUUAACGUCCUCUUUCGGCUUAAGGUAGAGGCGCCAUUUUUAAAUGGGGACCACCUGUCCCGUACUUGGUUUGGUUGCUCCAGUUGUAGAUAAU